Molecule: messenger RNA, 2400 nt
Organism: Zasmidium cellare ATCC 36951
Lineage: Eukaryota; Fungi; Ascomycota; Dothideomycetes; Mycosphaerellales; Mycosphaerellaceae
Product: glycoside hydrolase family 55 protein
Exons: 1
Coding region: 1-2400 (799 amino acids)
Molecular function (GO): polygalacturonase activity
Source: RefSeq, a predicted model, not a curated record
AUGUUCUCCACCCGCAGCGUCAUGCUGCUUUCGACGGCGUUGAGCGCCUUCCUCGCUCCCGUGGCUCAAGCCGCACCAGCACCACAGCAGUCCAGCCCUGCAAGCUCAUCUGGCUACUGGCUCGCCGACAUCAAGCACCAGGGCACUGUCUGGACAAACUCGAACAGCACCUCCGGCGGUUACGAGAUCUUUCGAACAGCCCCCGCACCCAGCGGUGGCGACGACUCGGAUGCUAUUCAGAAGUUGCUGGAGGAUGGAGGCCGAUGCGGUGCUAACUGCAACUCUUCGACCACCACCCCAGCCAUCAUCUACAUCCCAGGAGGCACCUACCAACUGAACAAGCCGCUCAACCUCACCUACUACACCCAAAUCAUCGGUGACGCAAAGAACCGACCAGUCUUCAAGCCAGGCCCAACUUUUGCCGGCAUGGCCAUGAUGGAUGCUGACCCUUACGCCAACCCAAACAACACCAACUGGUUCAUUAACCAAAACAACUUCUUCCGCCAGAUCCGCAAUUGUGUCUUCGACUUGCGAGGCUCUGCCAACACUACUACUGCGAUCCACUGGCAAGUCGCCCAAGCUACCAGCCUCCAGAACAUCGACUUUCAGAUGGACGAGGGAUCUGGCCAGCAAGGUAUCUUCAUGGACAAUGGUUCCGGCGGCUGGUGCAGCGACCUCACCUUCUCAGGUGGUGGUAACUGCAUGUUUGUCGGCAGCCAGCAGUUCACUUCCCGCAACCUCAAGUUCACCAACUGUGGCACUGCCAUCUUCAUGAACUGGAACUGGGGCUGGACUUUCAGCAAUGUCUCGAUUGAAGGUGGAUCUGGUCAGACCGGCAUGGACAUGUCUGUCAACCCAUCAAAUCAGUCCGUCGGCUCGGUCGUCCUCUCCGACAGCAAAGUCUCUGGCGUUGAGUAUGGUGUCAAGACCUCUUAUGGGGGCAAUGGCACUGGUAAUGUCCCAGCUACCGGAGGCACUCUACUCCUGAUCAACGUCGACUUCACUGGCACGCAACAGGCUGUCUACCAAGUCCCACAGACCAAGACUAUCCUCGAGGGCAACAAAAUCGUUGCCUCCUGGGCUCAAGGCAACAGCUACACCGGCAACGGCAAGCAGCAAACCUCCGCUGGUCCCAUUACCAACGCUCCCAAGUUGCCAACAUCUCUCACCACCCAGAACGGCGCCGUCUACGGCCGCAGCAAGCCGCAGUACGAGGAUGUCGCAGUCUCCAACUUCAUCUCGGCCCUCGACAGCGGUUGCAAGGGUGAUGGCGAGACCGACGACACCAAGGCUGUCCAAGACUUCUUGAACAAGGUCGCCAGCACACCGAACGCCAUUGCCUUCUUCGACCACGCUGCCUACCUCAUCAAGGACACCAUCAUCGUUCCACAGAAGAUCAAGAUUGUUGGCGAGAUCUGGUCUUUGAUCGUCGCCGAUGGUUCUUCGUUCAAUGACCCCACCAAGCCAAAGCCUGUCUGGCAAGUCGGCAAGCGCGACACCCAAGAGAAGGGUGCAGUCGAGAUUUCCGAUUUGAUCUUCGAGACCAAGGGCGCCGCUCCUGGCGCCGUCAUGAUUGAGUGGAACUUGAACUCGGCUCAAGGCGAAUCCGGCAUGUGGGACAGCCAUGUCCGCAUUGGUGGCUCCGCUGGUACUGAGUUGCUCAUGGAGCAGUGUCGUGGUCACACCGGCCAGGUCGGUUUCCCCGGCGAGGUCAAUCCACCAAAGGUCGAGUGCCAAGGUGUCUUCAUGAUGUUCCACGCGACCAAGCAAUCUGGCGGCUUCGUGCUCGAGAAUGACUGGUUCUGGGUUGCUGAUCACGACCUAGAGGACGGCCCUGGCCAGACUCAGAUCAACCUCUACAGCGCUCGUGGUGCUCUCUUCCAGAACCAAGGACCAUGCUGGCUCUGGGGUACCGCUUCUGAGCACUCCAUCAUCUACAAUUACCAGCUGGACGGCGUCAAGGCUUUCUUCGGCGGCUUCAUGCAGACUGAGACGCCUUACUUCCAGCCAUCUCCAGAGGUUCCCAAGCCAUUCACCUUCAACGGCGCUGCUGGCUAUCAGAACGACCCUACCUUCGCCAUCUGUGAGAACGGCACUGACAGCGACGGCGUGCCAUGCAAGGAUGCCUGGGGCCUUCGCGUGCUCAACAGUCAGAACGUCCACAUCUACUCGACUGGCAUGUACUCCUUCUUCAACGGAUACCAGCAGAAGUGCGUUGCUUCAACAACCGAGAAUUGUCAGCUUAAUAUGAUCCGGGUCCAAAACAGCGAAGUCUACAUGUACGCUGUCACGACCAAGGCGUCGGUGAACAUGCUACGUGUGGAUGCAAACGAUCCGAUUGUGGCGGCAGAUAAUGAAGGCGUUUACGGGGAUACAAUCGCGUACUACUUUUCAAAGUAG